AUGAGAUCCGAUGUUGAAAAGGACCAAAGUUUCGGUUGUUCGAGAGAAACGAACCAGGGAUUAUGUGCUCGAAGGGUCUAUUCCUUCAACGAUAAGGAUGCAGAAGGCAUCAUUCAGCCCUACAAUGGUGCUUUGGUAAUUUCUAUUCUUAUUUUUAAAUCUCAAGUUAAAUGUAUUUUGAUUGAUCUAGGUAGUUCGACUAAUAUUAUUCGAUGGAGAGUUGUAGAACAACUUGGUCUAUUGGAUCAGAUCAUACUGGCGGCUCGGGUUCUCAGUGGAUUCAACAUGGCAAGUGAAACUACUAAGGGGGAAAUAUCUUUGCCGGUAAACAUUGCCGGGACUAUUCAACAAACGGUGUUCUAUGUCAUCGAAGGUGAGAUGAAAUGCAACGCGUUGCUCGGCAGACCGUGGAUUCAUAGCUUGAGGGCGGUAGCCUUAACAUUACAUCAAAUGUUGAGAUUCCCGACCUCAGAAGGGCUAAAAACGGUCAGUGGUGAGCAACUCGCAGCAAGGGAGAUGUUCGCAGUCGAAAAAGCACCCUCACUCAAAAGGAACCGUUCUUGA
Lycium barbarum (goji berry) is the source of this 564-nucleotide messenger RNA. RefSeq lists its product as uncharacterized. Bases 1 to 564 code for a protein of 187 amino acids. The record is from RefSeq and is a predicted model, not a curated record. NCBI's taxonomy places the organism in Eukaryota, Viridiplantae, Streptophyta, Magnoliopsida, Solanales, Solanaceae. The transcript has a single exon.